AGAAAAAGAAAACGCUUCUCUUCAUAAUCUGAAAAGCCAAAUAAUAGCUGAAAAAAAUCUUCGAAGGGUCAGAUUUUUUUAAUAAUAGUGAAUCUGUGGUAGAUGAAUAGAGUGAUUAGUCAGUUUUCCGGUAAGUUGAUGAAGGACAAGUGUGUUACCGGAAGUAGCGGCGGCGAUACCACGACUUUCCGAUCUGCUGUUAAAGAUUCUGCGUCGCCGCAGAGUUCAAUCGCAUCGCCGUCUUCAUCUGUGCGGAGGCUCAGAGGGGAUCUGGAAUCGAGCAGAUUUGGUGUGGCGGCGAGCGAGAGGGUGAGGCAGGCGGAGGAGUCUCUGAGGACGGUUAUGUUUCUGAGCUGUUGGGGAUCUUGUUAGAUCUGGUGGAGUAGGAAAACGUCGAAAUCAAUACAUUUCGCUUUGUGCUUUGAUUUUGAGUUUUCUUUGUGAAUAUUUUUCUUUUUUGUGAAGUUGUUAUGUAUUUUUUUCAUCUUUGUAGUUGUUUGAGUUUCUGUAAAUCAGUGUACAAUAAUGAAAAGUUGCCUUGAAGAAAGUGGUUUUGUAUUUCACCAAAUCACUUUUCACAAGUUCUCAUCAAGUUCUCACCAAAUCAGUUUAUGAUGUGUUGUAACUAUAGUUGGUAGAGAGUAUAAAAUAUCUUUGCUCAGAAGUAAAU
Messenger RNA from Eruca vesicaria subsp. sativa (arugula), 670 nucleotides. NCBI's taxonomy places the organism in Eukaryota, Viridiplantae, Streptophyta, Magnoliopsida, Brassicales, Brassicaceae. The record is from the annotation of a GenBank genome assembly.